AUGCUGGGAAUAGUGUUUCUCACGUUGUUGGCGGGCAGCUCGGCGGAACUGGGCUACCAGUAUCAGCAGAAUAGUUAUGGAGGAGGAGCUGUGAAUAGCUAUGGAAACGAAGCAGUUUUGGGCGAUGAACGAUACCCCAGGCAACCGGGUAAUCACUACCAGGAGAACGCAGACUUUCACAAGCACUUUUACGCGUUCGAAGCUCCUUACGAUUCUGCGGAGGAGGCGGAUUUAGCGGAAACCAAGUUAUCAUCCCUUGCCGAGAAGAACCUCCAAGUCGUGUUUAUCAAGGCGCCGGAAAACAAGGCGGUGGUGGGUGCUCUUAACGCCUUGGCCAAGCAAACCAGCGAGGAUAAGACGGCCAUCUACGUGCUCAACAAACAGACGGAUGUCAAUGAGCUGGCAAGCCAACUUAGUGCCCUUAAGGCCCAACACAAACAUAAGCCACAGGUUCAUUUUGUUAAGUACAGAACGGAGGAGGAAGCUGAUCAGGCCCAACAAUAUAUUCAGGCCCAAUACGGCGGCGGAUCUUCGAUUCCCCAGCCGGCAAAGGCAUCCUCCUUGGGAUAUUAUCCCGAGCAGCGUCCACAGUAUGAGCAGGUUGCGCAAUCUGAGGAGUAUCCAGCUGGCCAAGCGGGCUAUCUGCCGUCCCCUCAACAGUCCGCCUAUCAGCCAGAGUCAGGAUAUCUGCCACCCUUGCCCAGUUACUCCUCAAUUUCGCAGGGCUACAAUGCUGCUGGAUCCUCAAGUGGAGCCUCCACCAUUGGACAGCUUGAUCUGCCCCCUGUGCCCGAGGCUCAGCAGGAUCUAUCGGCCAGCUUUAACGAUGCCGGCGUGGACUACCGCUCCGCCAGAUCGAGGCGAUUCGAUUUUCGGGCCAAUGAGCGGCAUAGGCGUGGUAGUAGGAUGGUCUUUCCAUCAGCCAACCCUGGAAAACGCCUGCGGCUCUGAAUGGGCCACCCUCUGCCAAAUUAAGACAUUAAAUUAGUGACAUAAGACUGCCCCAAGGGGUAACUAGUUAUAGCUGCGAAUAAAGCCCAAUAAUAUCUAUCAA
This is a messenger RNA of Drosophila yakuba, 1054 nucleotides long. RefSeq lists its product as uncharacterized. The transcript is spliced from 2 exons. Bases 1 to 951 code for a protein of 316 amino acids. NCBI's taxonomy places the organism in Eukaryota, Metazoa, Arthropoda, Insecta, Diptera, Drosophilidae. The record is from RefSeq and is a predicted model, not a curated record.